CAACAACAAGCCACCAGUGCCAGGAGUCAAACUCAUCGGAUACGUCGACGACCGCCAAGCACAUCUUCCACCAGGUUUUGCUAGAACAUGCAGGCCACAUCCACUGUAACGAAUUGGAUUCAGGAACGAUUCUCCCAAAAAGGGAUUGAGCUCAGUCUCCCGAAAUCCAAAGUUCUUUUCCCGGAAGGUCUUUGCAUGUCCUCUUUGACAAACGACGAACAGCAACAAUUGACGAAAAUUGGUCUGUCAGUUGCUGAAGGUGGCAUGCCAGUUGUCGGGAUCCCAGUAGGAACAGAAGAGUUCCAGAGGAAUUUCGUUUCCAAAAUCGCCCGUGGUGACCCGGCGGAAUUGAUACUCCGCCUAGCAACGCUUGACGACCCUCAAGCCAGCUAUCAACUGCUGCGUUUAUCUGGUGUGCCACGUUUGUUCCAUCUGCUGAGGACGAUUGCACCGUCUAUCACCAACUCUGCCGCAAAAAUACAUGAUAACAUGAUGAUGUGGACAAUGAGGAAGAUCGUCCUUGGCAAGAUGGCCAACAGCAUGAGAAUAUCAACAGUCAAAGAAGAACGCGCAGACCCGACGAAGAGCGAAGAGGUAGAUUCCUUCAAUGCAACAGCUCGGGCGCAGGUGCACCUUCCCAUGCGUGAAGGAGGACUAGGAAUCACGAGCAAUGUUCUCAUUCGAGAAUCGGCUUUUGUGGCAGGGCAAGCGCUGGUGUUCUCCAAGUCAGUGCAAGCAUCGACAGGAUACACAGUUGAGCAAUGUCUACCCCGGCUUGCCCAGCUACCGACAGGGUUGGCUCUGAUUGACUCGCUGAAGAAGCUAGAGGAAAUAAUCACCAAAGACAAGCUUGAAAAAGCUGUUGGGCAGUCAUGGGCUAAACUUGCCACAAGUGAUGAGUUAACCCCCGCCCUCAAAGGAGUUUACUUGUUGGAAGCAGGGAAGGCGGGAAAACCCCGUGAAGAUGGAAACCCUGACGUAGAACAUCAACCACCGUCUACCUUCAGCCGAAAUGAAUUUGGUCAACACUACCAAGUCUUUGGAGCCCAAGCUCUCCAUUUUGAAACUCUUCAUGCAGCAGUGCGUCACAUGGUGGAGACAGACUUGCAGAAAGUAGUAGGCGAGGAAACGCCAAAGAAGAGGGCGUUGAUCCGCUUGGAGGAAGCGAAAGGCAAGGGAGUUUUGUCGUGGUUGACAACGCAAGGGUUGUCAGCAGAUGAAAGAAUGCUGCCUGAUCUAUAUCGAGAGUCAAUCGGUCGUGUACUGGGGAGUCACGAUCGAGCAGACUGCAACACAGGCAAACUUUGUGGUGCAGGUGCAUUGUUACCAUGCAAGGACCGCUUGAGCCGAGCCCACUCCCUCGUCUGCACCAAGACCGGCGCCUCAACCUUCCUCCAUAACAGGAUGGUUCGAGUGGUCCUCAAGACACUGCGCGAGUGCCAUAUGCCCAUCGCCGUUGAGGAUUCUUCCCCUUUUACCACAGGCACUGGUAGGGGAAAGGGGCUAUACAAGAUGGAUUUGGUAAUUCCCCCAGGGUUACACGCAGGAGAGGAGGAAGGGGAACUCUGCACCAAGUCCAUUCUCAUAGACGUAUUAAUCGUCAACCCAUCCGCAGGCCGAAGCAUCGACAAGUCGAUCCUUAAGCCAGGAUCCGCCCUCGAAGAUCGAGCUGCAAGUAAGGCAAAUCACUAUGCGGGAACUUUCAACCCGUCUAGAUCUACCCUCCUUACUGCUGCUUUUUCAACGAAUGGUGGUCUUGGCAAAGGCACCAAUCGACUCAUCGUUGCUAUCGCCAACCACAUGGCGCACGAAGCUUUUUGCCGGGGGAAUUUUGAAGGCGAAAGAGCGUUAGUUCGCCUGAAAGCUUUUCAUACGAAGAGGAUUCGGAGACGGUUUACCUUCGAGCUAGCUCGUUUUCUGUCGAUGCGAACUCGCGAUGUGUUCAAACGUCAUGGGCUACUGAUCGACCAACUUCCACCAGGGCCAAUCGGUUGGGAUCUCUGCGACAACGAUAGUAGUGAGGGUAAUUAUUUGGGAGUGACGAAGACGAAGGAAAGGGAAAGGGAAGAAAGGAGGACGAAGACGACGAUGGAGCAGGAGAACAUGGAGGAGUGGAAGAGAGCAAAGGUGGUACAGAGGUACGGGCCGAUUGGAGAUGCUGAGUAUGGGGAUAGUCGUGCUGCCUUCGUAGCGCUAGAGAAGAAGUACAAGGUGGCGGGUCCGUAUCGGAUGAAGCAGCUGCACGCCCAACUGGCAUCCGUCGCCGUCACAACAAGCGACGAAUAUUUUGAUCCGUCGCGCGCGAUCCAGGAGUUGCGCCACAUUUCUACCGAGUUGGGUUCUCUCGGCGAUAUUGUCGUCGACUCGCGGCUGUCCAACGCUUUGCAUGACGCUCUCCCGGACAGCCAUUACAGCAAACUGAAGACUGCGUUGCUGUGUGAGUCGCAGAGGUCGGCUGAGGGGCGGAAAAUGCGCAAGGCGGACGCGGCAAUGGUCGCGGUAGCCAAGCUUCCGGUGGAAACGGUCGAGGAUGGGGCCGAGACAAUGGAGGCGGAAGAAGCCAAGGAACAGGCUUCUCAUGUCACGCAGGAGUCGACCACGCAGGCGCGGUUUACGUGGAUCGAGGGACCCAGCAGCCAGCUGGAGGACUUCGCGAUUGUUAUCGGAGAUGACACGCAGGUUCAGGCGGAGCCUGAUGACUACAUGCGAGUGCAGAAUGCACGUGUUGCGGCGCUGCUGGAAACGCGCGCCGCCGUAGGCGCAGAAGGUGCCUGGUGCGGCGCAGCUAGGGAGCGCGCAGCUGGAGUUGUGCAGGUGCAGGAUGUGCCUGCUGCGGUGCUGCGUGAUGAGCGCACCGCUGGUGAUGUGCCGGUCAGGCGGCGCUUGUGGCAACGACUCACCUUCAGGCGGAGGAGGCGCCUGAUGGGACAGAGUAAUCUAUGUCGCGUAGACUACACCAACGUGUUUCAAGUGGAACAGGUGAAUCCCCCCGCUGUUGGAGACAAGACUGUAUACAUCGAUUCUGCCGCUUCUAGCCACAUGAUAUGCACCGAGUCCCGCAUGUCCAAACAUGUUCGUGAUCCGGUGGACUGCGCCGUGCGUAUCAUCGGGUCGUGUGGUACCUCAAAUGCAACCAAGAAGAAUGGCACGAUAAAAUUUGGAAUUCUGAAUGUCAAGAACACGGUGGUACCGGUAGCGGUGGAAGUUCUGUUGGUUCGCAACCUAGGAGCUAACAUCUUGUCGGUUGGAGCUUUGGCCGAGAAGGGGGUGAUGUGUGAUCUAUUGUCGACCCCGCCGGCGCUUCGCCAUGGCAACCAUGUUUUCCCCAUCUCGACGGCGGUGCGGCGGAUGUACGUCGUGAACGUCAUCAUCGACGACGUCAAUCUUGACGCCGCCGAGGAAUACCACACCACGGUCGACGCUGAUAUGUGGCAUCGUAGAAGGGGUCAUUGCCACCCACGUGCUCUGCAGCAGCUGGCGGACAAAGCGACAACCGGAGUGAACUUCAACCGGAACAUCGAACCAGCGAUGACUCCCACCACCAUCUAUCCGCCGAACACGGUGGACACUAACAAAGAAGAAGAAGAAGAAGAGGACGAAGAACACGAACAAGAACAAGAACAGGAAGAAGUAACGCCAACGCCAUCGGGGCCCCAACUGGAGGAUUCGAAUCGGAGCGGCAGGGUCUCCAACCCGCCGGAGAGGAUGAAUCUGCAUACGACGGAGGAGGCGUACGAGCGGACCGAGCAUGCCCUGUUGACGGGUAGUGUGCUCGGAAACAUCAGGACUGGUCGCCCCGACCCGUGCCUUUACUCACUGCAAGACGGAGAAGUACUUCUGCUUGUAUACGUGGACGGCAUCCUUUUCACCGGCACCAACGAAGAUCUGGUGACGACGAUAAUUUCGCAGCUGAAGGAAAGGUCCGAAACGGUGGAUCUGGGGGAUGCGAAGUUCCUUCUGAGAAUGGCCAUUCGGCGCCAUCUCAACGCCGGAACACUUCUCCUGACGCAAGAGGCGUACACCAAGGCCGUGCUGGCUAAGUUCAACAUGGCUGACGCACACCCGACGAAGACGCCGGCUGAGGUUGGGCCGAUCCCUACGGCGGAGGAUGAAGUGCUGUCGCCAGAGGACACCAAGAACUUCCGGUCGGCUACGGUUUGGAACAUGGCGAAACCGGGACCGAAGGUGAUGGCCAAGCUGAAGCGGCUGCUUUGGUACCUAAAGGGGACCACCUCCAUCGGAAUCACGUACAGCGAGGAUGCCGAGAAUGGAGACAAACUAACGGCGUACGCUCACUCGGACUUCGGAGGUGACCUGGACGACCGGAAGUCCACUACGGUGAUCGUUCUAUUCCUAUCCGGUGGACCGGUGGACUGGAGGGCAGCUAAACAACCGCUGGUGGCCGUCCAAUCGGUGGAGGCGGAGUCGCGGACCCAGGAUGGAGUCGGAAAGGUCGAGAAGAUCGAGUCAGCAAUGCAGAAAGCUGACAUGUUUACCAAGAGUUCGGGUGCUGUGAAGUUCAUCAAGAAUCGCAUGAUGCUCCUAGGAGAAUGAUUUGUGUUGGAAACGAAGCUCAGGAGGUGUGUGUUGGUCAAUGUUGAUAGAGGAGCGCGAUGCGAGGCAAGAAGCAAGCGCGCUACGGCUGUUCGAUAGAGAGGCAGGCAGAAACUGGGGCGAUCGGUCGCACUAUCCCUUGCAACUGAGCGUUGUCAUACACCGAAAAUCAAGCGGUUACAGCCAUCGAAUACCACUCUCGACGGAUAGAUCCAAAAGACUUCUCAAUUGUACACCGGACGCAAUUCCGUGCUGUCCAUGAUAUGCUGCAACAAACAUACAACAUACGCUAGAAGACAAGUUGGAACUUACGACAUGAUGAUGAUAAGGCUUCCGAGGCCAGGUUCUACCGCACCGCCGACAUCGAUCGCUACCAUGCGUUUCACGAGCUCGGGUCGUUUCUUUUCCACCAGGAAGGAGAACGUGCUUGGAGGUAUGGACGUAUCAUGGAUGCCAACACAGCUUUUCAAAAAUUAAAUCCCUCCCUCACUAUCCGAAGACAGCUGACAGUGCCGUGUGGACUACACACGUGUUGGAAGCAACACCGUACGGAUUUAAUAUCUCCAAGGCUCGUACAAGCUACCAGGUAUUGAUGUCAAUCAAUGAUGUGUCAAAGCUUAUUCUUGUUAAGUAUCAAGAAUUUGUACUUUGUGCGGGUUCUGGUUCGCGUAACCAUACCGCUGGGUGUAAGCAAUCGUGUUGCUUAUUGAGUACGAUAGGCAUACGGUGUUCGACAGUCUUAAGACUGUUUCCGUGACUCAUGAUUAGUGUCAUCGAGUUGCGACCCUCAAUUCCACUUGAGACCGGUUAACUUGACAUUUCCUCGCCAGCAUUUGACCCAACCAAAUGCUGGAUAGCAACCUUAUUGUUUGGGUGCUAUUCCUUUCACCGUUUAGAUACUUUGGAAAUGUAUCUUUUGUUUGCCUUCGGACUUCGUUUACUUUUCCGCUGAGUACGUUUUUUAUUCACGCAUUUUGCUGGCUUGGGACACAACGUGUCUGGCCUUGCUUUGUGCUUUGCGCGUUUGUUCGUACUCGGAUCCCUACCUUCGUCGCGUUUUCGUUUCGCUUUUUUCUGCGGUACUUCGGACGAUUUCUUGGCGGGCGCGAUGUCCAGAUCAUGUUUUGAUCGGUAUGCGGAAAUCAUUUCGUGGCAUUGCGGCACUUCGUCGGCACGAUACAUCAGAUCUGAUUCAGGACCGUAUCCUUUCAGUCUUAGACGAUAUCGAUAGUUGUGCGGACCUUUUCGGCCUUGACCGCUUCGAUGCCCUACCACUUUCAACACGACGUAUCUUUCAAUUUUCGGUUGAUUUUCGUCGUUUGCUGUCAGGGCAGGUGGUCCAUCAUGGAAAGCACGUAUUUGCAUCUCACUCCGACUGCUGACAUUGAGAGUGAUUUGUACUCGACUAGGUCGACUGAUACUCUUUCAAACGGCCGCUGUACAGGUGUCCUGGCAGAUACGACUUAAACAGUAAUCCGUCUUGUAUGGAAUAGUACGACAUUGAUGUUGCCGUUUCGUUGUCUGGUAGCGGUGCUUUGGCGUCUAAAAUGUAUUGGACAUAUUCGCCGUAUUCUUCGGCUUGUUUCUCGCGCAAUUUCUCAUGCUUUACAGAUUCAAAUACUUCCGUGGCGCUGACGAAAUUUGAAUUGACUGUGAAUAAUUCCCUAUCACUAAGGACUGGUUGCACAUCAUCCAAUUUGUCAGUCGAGACUUGGUAUGGUCUGUUUGGCAUGUGUUGUUGCAGCUUUGGGUCGUCCGGUACAUUUCGGCAAAUCGGUGCAAGGUUCGGCGCAGUUCGUUCUUGUUCAUUAUCGAACACGAAAAGUCGCGAUAACGUAUCCGGCACUACAUGCAACUUUCCCGGUUUGUGUUUUACCGUGAAAUCGAAGGAUUGCAGUGCUAUUGCCCAUCUAGUGAGCAUAUUUGACGUGUCUUGCAUCGUAUAAAGAUAUCGCAAUGCCGCAUGAUCAGUUACGCACGUAAAAUGUCUACCCCAUAAAUAAGGACGCCAGUGUUGAAUUGCUAGAACAACAGCAUAGCAUUCUUUCAUGGUGGCAGAGUAGUGUUGUUGGCUUUUGUUGAAUCGCUGGCUAAAGUAUGCUACGAUAUUCACGUCAUCGCCAUUCUGUUGUGCCAGGAAUGCUCCUGCUCCCACUUCAGAUGCGUCUACGUGGAUAACAAACUCUUUAGAAAAGUCCGGAAAAUGCAAAACAGGAGCGUUGGUGAGUAAUCGUUUCACU
Ectocarpus sp. CCAP 1310/34 is the source of this 6794-nucleotide messenger RNA. The record is from the annotation of a GenBank genome assembly. NCBI's taxonomy places the organism in Eukaryota, Phaeophyceae, Ectocarpales, Ectocarpaceae.